AUGGGUGAGCUUCCACCAGCGGUCGUGAUAGACAAUGGCUCCGGUCUGCUCAAGGGUGGUGUUGCUGGGGGCAAGGAACCGGAGUUCAUCUUCACCAACUUGAUAGGUCGGCCCAAGGCCCAGUCUGUGAUGCUAGGGGCUGGCCAGAAGGACUUCUACAUUGGGCUCGAGGCACAAGACAAGAGAGGGAUCCUCUCCCUGAGAUACCCAGUAGAACAUGGAAUUGUCACUUCCUGGCCUGACAUGGAGAAAAUAUGGUGGCAUGUUUACAAUAACGAAUUGAUGUUGAAGUCCAGCACUAGACCAGCACUUAUAACAGAAGCGCCACUCAACCCACUGGCCAAUCGUGAACAAAUGACAAAAGUUCUCUUUGAAACUUUUGAGGUACCUGCCCUCUAUGUGGCCAUUCAGGCUGUGCUGGCACUCUAUGCAGCGGGCCUCACCACCGGCUGUGUGAUGGAUUCGGGAGAUGGCGUCACCCACACGGUCCCAAUCUAUGAGGGCUACUGUUUGCCUCACGCGGUCCUCCGACUUGACCUGGCAGGGCGGGAUCUCACGGAAUACCUCAUGAGGAUUCUGAGAGAAGGUGGAGUGGCCUUGGUGAGCACCGCUGAGAGGGAAAUUGUUCGAAACAUUAAAGCAGGGUUAUGUUAUGUGGCUUUGGACCCCGAGAAAGAGCUGGCUAAAAGCCCAAGAGAAAUAGAGAGAACUUGGAAGUUGCCUGAUGGACAGAUCAUUAAAGUCCACAACCAAAUGUUCCGCUGUCCUGAGACACUCUUCUGCCCAUCUAACGUUGGCAUGGAGGCCCCUGGAAUUGAUAAGCUCCUCUUCAACACUAUCAUGAAAUGUGACAUCGACUUGAGGACAACCUUGUAUGCCAAUAUACUGCUUUCUGGUGGUUCCAGUCUCUUUCCUGGCAUCACUGAACGCUUGACAAAGGAGUUGAUUCGCAUGGCUCCCAAGGGCACUGAGGUGGUUGUCAUUGCACCCCCUGACAGGAGGAUCUCUGUUUGGAUAGGAGGAUCCAUCCUUGCUUCUCUCUCUGCCUUCCAGGAUAUGUGGAUUUCCAAGGAAGAAUAUGCUGAAGUUGGGCAGAACAUAGUACAUAGGAAGUGUUUCUAG
Sphaerodactylus townsendi is the source of this 1122-nucleotide messenger RNA. RefSeq names its product actin, clone 302-like. The coding region runs from base 1 to 1122 and encodes 373 amino acids. The record is from RefSeq and is a predicted model, not a curated record. NCBI's taxonomy places the organism in Eukaryota, Metazoa, Chordata, Lepidosauria, Squamata, Sphaerodactylidae. The transcript has 2 exons.